This is a messenger RNA of Lampris incognitus (smalleye Pacific opah), 2703 nucleotides long. It is a transcript of the gene c3h1orf210, whose product is annotated as chromosome 3 C1orf210 homolog. NCBI's taxonomy places the organism in Eukaryota, Metazoa, Chordata, Actinopteri, Lampriformes, Lampridae. The record is from RefSeq and is a predicted model, not a curated record. The transcript is spliced from 5 exons. Bases 710 to 1168 code for a protein of 152 amino acids.
CUUUGCACAACCGGACUCCAUUUUACUGACAGCAAAAACAACCCCCCGGGGGCUGGCUGCUGCAGCCAAAUCAGAGCUCGGAGGGAGGAAAGCGGCUGAGUUAGCUGAAGAGGGUUCGAAUGAUCUGCAGGUAACCGGGAAGCAUUCACUGAAGUCCUACCAUUUCACCAACAACCCCAAAGGUGCUAAAGCAGCUGAUCUAGGCUCACAUCUCAACCCAGAUAUGGGACAACAAUGCCACCACCCUUGACCAGUCAUUGAACCAACCGGGAACAACACUCAACCUUGCCCCCUAGUGGGGCUCUGGAGAGCUGACCUCCACCCGGUAGAUCUCCCAGGCGACUACCUCCCCCAUCUGGGGAGAGGUGGGCUCUGCACGAUCCCCUGUCAAAUUGUACCGUUUGCUGAUAUCAUCCUUAGUGAAGAAGUAAUUUUUUCCCAGCUCUGCCUGACCUUCACACACGCUCAAGAGCUCUGCCUUGUGUCGCCUGGACCCUGUCGAGAGAUAUGCCCUGAGCCCAAGCUCCACCGGGCUGCAGAGACUUCCUUUAGGAGAGAAGCAAUGCUACCUUGUGAACGUAGGCCUUCUUAAACUGGGGGGUUCUGGAUCCAUGGUCGGACUUAAUAGUACCCCUUAGUGAACGACAAGACUGCUUCAAACAACCCCAAAGGAAAGCACCCCCCCCCUAAAAAUUUUUAAAAAAUCCAGAUGGAACAAUUAUCAAAUGGCACCCUUUCUACCCCAGUUCUGACAGCUACCCAAAAUGGCACACUGGCAACCCCGCUUGAAAACCCCACGUCCCACAAAUGGGAGUUCCUGGUGGCUGUUGUAGUCACAGCCAUUUCCAUUUCCAUUCUUCUUGGGAUCCUAGCAAAAUGGCAGGUGGUCCGGCGCUACCUGGCCAGCUACAGACACACCCGCCUGAGGGAGAUGGACAAUGUAAGCCACUGCAAUCACCCAGGCAUGGAGGUGGAAUUCGCCUUCCACGGAGGAUGUGGAAUGAACCCUCACGCCGUCCCUCAUAUGAACGAGGACGACGACGAUGGCUUCAUUGAGGAUAACUACAUCCAGGCCUUUGAGAGAGAGAGGGCCGAGAGGGCAGCAGUGGACAUAGGAGAAACAGAGGAAGAAGCGGAGAUGGACGAUAUCGAAUUCACCAUCGCUUAGCGAGAAGGGGUACAGUGAAGCCGUCCCUGUAUUUGUCUCCAUGAGUUUCAGUCGGCUCCUCAUAUUGUAACUUCAUCAUCGUCUCUCUAGCCACUCUUUCUCGUCAACAUUUCCUAAUGAUGUGAAAAGCUACAGUAAUCGUAGGUGGAAGAAAGGGAAUGUCUCUACCUUUUUCCAGCUAGUGCCUGUUCUUUUCUUCUUCUUUUUUAAAGGUCAGACUGUAGUAAAGACAUGAUUUCAUGAAACACGGGUCAUUUUGGCAAUGGUCCUCAAAGUAUGGCGUGAGCAUACGAAAAGACCUUUAAGGGGGUCUUGUGAAUAUAUCAAUGAUUUUUUUUUGGUUGUUGGUAAAUUGACAAAAUAGGAAGUCAUUGAAGAUUUGUUCACACUGAUUUUCAGUUUUCCACAAAUUUUUAUUUAUUUUUAAAUUUUUUAAAAAUUUUAUUACUUUAUUGAUCCCCGUGGGGAAAUUCUUCCUCUGCAUGUAACCCAUCCCAGCUGUGUAGCUAGGAGCCGCGGGCAGCCGCCAUGCAGCGCCCGGGGAAAUGGUAAUCAGAGUGGUCAUGUUCUGAUUUGGAAUAAAUAACGAAAAUGGCAUGAAAAGGAAGAGGUCAAUCAAACAUGGGCUAGCCAAUCAUCUACCUGUGCAUGUUUAAACAGUGUUCGGCAGCAGAAUCCACGACGACCAUCAAUCACCCCUUGGCACUUUUGUAAAAAUACCAACCCCUCCUGCAACACUUCAGUCUACAGUUACUGCUAUACUUUUUUCUUUUUCUUUUUUUGCAAUUUCUAAUCAAACUUGAAGGCUAAGUGUCCACGAAUGGUCAGAUUUAUAAUGUAAUUCUGAGCAAACUUUUGCAAAAAAAUAAUGACAGCCAAAUAAAACUGAUUUUCUAUUGUGUGUUGAAAGAAAUUGGUAUGUUGUUUUAUUGUUGAACAUACUGGCUAAGUAUAGAUUUUCACAAGUACUUGUAAUGGUAUACAUUAUAUAAGUCCAUUUAUUGUAUACUUGCAUACUUCCACAUUUGCCACAGUCAUUCUUAUGAAAAGGGAAAAGGUGUGGCAAUGGAAAUGUAAAAGUGGGACCUUUGUGAUAUUUGCGUUACUACUGUGAGUUGAACAGGUAUUGUACCAUUCAAACUAUAGGUGGAAAGAACAAUACCAUUUCAUAUGUUAUUACCCUAACAUCACAACAUUGACAAUUAGUCAUAACGCAAAUUCCAGUUAUGGUCAUGUGCAAAAGGGUACACUUAAUACUAAAAAUCUUCUUAUCCACGUACUAGUUUAUAGCAAGCCUUUUUAAUUUCCAAUCUCUUUGUUGAUAUUGUGGCGGACACUAGGGGCUAUGCCUCUCACCCAGCACGACUGUGAGCUGUGGGCGUGGUUUACGUUCCCGGGCUCGCCGGUGCAGGGUUGUUCCUGCUGCAGUUGGUUUUUGGAGUUGAGGAAUAAACAUCAAACUCGCCUUGGUCUCCUGUGUUUUUCCUCAUUCCUGCCACAUUGGUGACCCCGAAUUGAACAUGUUUGGAGCAGAA